GGCAGCCGCGCCCGCCCGCCCCGCCCCUGGAUGCCGCUCUGCCCCGGCGCGGCCGCCGCGGAUCGCAGCACAGGAGUCGCCGCCGCCGCGGUUCAUGUGGUUGGCCUGGGGCUGAGGAGGCCGCCAAGAUGCCGCAGUCCAAGUCCCGGAAGAUCGCGAUCCUGGGCUACCGGUCUGUGGAUGACUGCGUUCCCUCUGUUGAGAAUGCCUCUAGCUGGCAUUCGGGUGUACUGCACUGGCAUCUUUUUCAGAAUCACCCAUGGAAUAGGAACAGUCAGUGUUUAUGGACUCAAGGGAAAUCCUCGUUGACGAUUCAGUUUGUUGAAGGCCAAUUUGUUGACUCCUAUGACCCAACCAUAGAGAACACUUUCACAAAAUUGAUCACAGUAAAUGGACAAGAAUAUCAUCUUCAACUUGUAGACACAGCUGGGCAAGAUGAAUAUUCCAUCUUUCCCCAGACGUACUCCAUAGAUAUUAAUGGUUAUAUUCUCGUGUAUUCUGUGACAUCGAUCAAAAGUUUUGAGGUGAUUAAAGUUAUCCAUGGCAAGUUGUUGGACAUGGUGGGGAAAGUGCAAAUACCUAUUAUGUUGGUUGGGAAUAAGAAAGACCUACAUAUGGAAAGGGUGAUCAGUUAUGAAGAAGGGAAGGCGUUAGCAGAAUCUUGGAAUGCAGCUUUUUUGGAAUCUUCUGCUAAAGAGAAUCAAACUGCUGUUGAUGUUUUCAGAAGGAUAAUUUUGGAGGCAGAAAAAAUUGAUGGGGCCGCUUCACAAGGAAAGUCUUCCUGCUCGGUGAUGUAAUUCUGCUGUGGGCCCGAGGCCACUGGGACCCGUCCUGCCCGGAGACGCAAACUGCCCGUCAUCCUCGAAGAUAAACUCUGCUUCGUUUUCCUUCUGUUAACCUGAAAGAUUUAUUUGGGUCAGAGCUUUUUCCCACCUGCCCCCCUUUCAGAUUAUGUUGAACUCUGACUAUCCUUCUGAGUUCACUUCCACUUUCAAAUUUUAAGCAAUCAUAUUUUCAAUUUAUAUAUUGUAUUUCUUAAUAAUAUUAUGACCAAGAAUUUUAUCGGCAUUAAUUUUUAAGUGUAGUUUGAUGUUUAAAAUAAUGUAAUCAUCAAAGAUGCAUAUUGUUACACUACUAUUAACUAGGCUUCCAUAUAUCAGUGUUUAUUUCAUUGUGUUAAAUGUAUACUUGUAAAUAAAAUAGCUGCAAACCUUAAUCCCUCGCGCUACUUAGUGUGGCUUUUAAAGAAAACCAUGUCGGUGAGGGCUCCUUCCCGGCCCCCAGGAAGGCUCAGGUUGGAUUCCAGGAACUGGUGGAGGAUGUGGCCACAGGCGGAGGCCAGCGGGGCCCACUGGGUGGCAGUGACGGUGGGGGCAGACUGCCGGAACUGGGGAGGGAUCUCUGUUCACUAAAGCUGAGCGGUCUUGGGGGUCUGUGAGGGAGUCACUCCCAGUAAUGGCUGUUCUCUCUCCACCCUCAGAGGCCCCCAUCCCAGCCUUGACUGGAGGGCUUCCUGCAGUGGGGGCUGUGGCGGUUACUUGGCAAAGCCUUCUCGCCCAACUGCUUAUCUCAGCUGCAUGAAGGAAAGAGAUGUUAGAGACACUUAUUAUCCCUCCUUUUUUAAAUAUAUUACUGAUUUCAGAGAGAAACGUCAAUGAGAGAGAAUCGAUUGGCUCCCUCCUGCACGCCCCCUACUGGGGAUAAAGCCUGCAACCCGGGCAUGUGCCCUCGACCAGAAUCGAACCUGGGACCCUUCAGUAUGCAAGCCAGUGCUCUAUCCACUGAGCCAAACUGGCUAGGGCUAUUGUCCCUCCUUAUGCUUAGCUUGAUGUCCAUGGCAGAUGGGAUCUAAUUUACUUCGUUAUUUUUAUUUUUCAAUUACGGUUGAUAUACAUUAUGUUAAUUUCAGGUGUCCACCCAGUGACUAACCAUUGCAUAACUUACUAAGUGAUCACCCGCCCGGUGACUCUCGCACCCUCUGACACCACACAUGCUAUUAGAAUACCAUGGGCUCUAUUCCCAAUGUUGUGCUUUACGUCCCAUGCAGACAGCAUCUGGCCUAGAGCGUAGAUAUUUGCCUGUCACCAUCCCCAAACCUCCAGUAGUUUAAAGAACGGGGACUAUUGCCCAGUAAGUGGGGUGUGGGGGGGCUUCGUGAACCUUCUCCAGGCCCAGCCGCAUGCCUCCCGCCCACUCGGAGGCACAGCUGAAGGAGAGUGGGUCUGAUGUGGCAGCUCCCACUCACUGGAAGUCGGUUCAAGCCCAGCUGUGCGUUAAAUGCCCGUCCCAGUUGAAUUUCACAGGGCAUUGCUAUCAUUAGGAAAUGUUACUAACAAAAUGUACUUUCGCUUUGUGACUAAUUUUUUAAUGAAAAAUUGCUUUUAGAAUAUGCCAUUAUUUUGGAUCGUUUAAGUAUUUGUCUCGUCAUUCCAGGAUGAAAUUGGAGCUUUAGGAGACCUCCACCAAAUACUUUUUAAAUAAAAUAAAUUUUGACAAUA
This is a messenger RNA of Myotis myotis, 2498 nucleotides long. It is a transcript of the gene RHEB, whose product is annotated as Ras homolog, mTORC1 binding. Gene Ontology annotation, molecular function: GTP binding; GTPase activity; GDP binding. The record is from RefSeq and is a predicted model, not a curated record. The coding region runs from base 129 to 797 and encodes 222 amino acids. Gene Ontology annotation, cellular component: plasma membrane. Gene Ontology annotation, biological process: small GTPase-mediated signal transduction. Lineage: Eukaryota; Metazoa; Chordata; Mammalia; Chiroptera; Vespertilionidae. The transcript has 9 exons.